AUGCUCCAGGGUGUCCGGCAAGAGCAUUGCAACGCUCCGGGGUUUUCGGCAAGUGCACUGCAACACUCCAAGACACCCCAAAGCGUUGCAGUGCACUUGCCGGACACCCCGGAGCAGCAUUGCAACUGUCUCGACGUGGAUGACGUGGACGUGGACGUGGAGGAGGUGGACGUGGACGUGGACGUGGACGUGGACCUGGACGUGGACGUGGACGUGGACGUGGAAGUGGACGUGGACGUGGACGUGGACGUGGUCGUGGACGUGGACGUGGACGUGGACGUGGACUUGGACGUGGACGUGGACGUGGACGUGGACCUGGACGUGGACGUGGUCGUGGACGUGGUUGGGUCGCUUUGCAGCGCUCUAGGGUGGUCGGCAAGAGCAUUGCAACGCUUGAGGGUGGUCAGCAAGAGCAUUCCAACGCUCUAG
Messenger RNA from Closterium sp. NIES-65, 429 nucleotides. NCBI's taxonomy places the organism in Eukaryota, Viridiplantae, Streptophyta, Zygnematophyceae, Desmidiales, Closteriaceae. The record is from the annotation of a GenBank genome assembly.